Molecule: messenger RNA, 648 nt
Organism: Cinara cedri
Lineage: Eukaryota; Metazoa; Arthropoda; Insecta; Hemiptera; Aphididae
Source: the annotation of a GenBank genome assembly
AUGAAACAAAAUUUUGAGAAAUUAAUCGAUAAUUACGCUGAUCGUUAUCAGAAACUCUGGCUUAAUAAUUUGAGUGACCUAAAACACAGGUGUGGUAAAGAUGAAAAUUUACAAGUUAUCAAAGAUGAGGUGGAAAAACUGUUAAAAGAAGGUGCUACGCAACUCAUAUUAUUGAUUAAAUAUUCAAAAGGGGCUAAUGAUGCUAUGUUGCUAAUUAAUAAAUCCAAAUUCAAGGGAGAGGAGAAACAAAAGCUUAUAGCAGUAUUGAAAGGAUCGGAUGAAAUAACCCCAGAUAAGUGCUUUAUCUUGCCAAUGAUGGUAUAUAGAGAUGUUAUGAAGCAAUUAUUCAGAAGCUAUUGUGCAGAAGGUAUGUUUUUACAUGAUGUAGCGCAUUUCACAGAUAUAUUUAAGAAAAAUGCUGAAAAGCCGGAAAGUAUAGAGUUUCGCGUUAAACAAUAUAUAGAUGAGUGUCAGUCUGUUAAGUUACAAGAGUGGAUGAAAUUACUCAAAGAAGAAGAAAGUUUAUAUAGAUUUACAGAUGGUGAUCAUUCGAUCAGAGAAUUUGUGGAUAAUGUUACGUACCAGAUAGAUAAGGUACUUAGUAGAGUGUUCGGAUCGAGAGAAGCAACAAGAGAAGAAAUGAAACGA